AUCUGUCAAAGCGGACAGAGACGACAAGCAGAGAGAACGUGUCAAGACGUUUCUCAUGUACACUGUCGAUUAGGAGGUAAAAGAUAUCAUCUGAAUUCUUCUGAUCUGAGAGGAACAUUUUAUUUGAACAAAGGAAGAUAGGUGAACCACAUCAUCAGCUCUCCUUUGUGUGACACAGAUCACCUUCGGCAGCUUUAUUCACUGAGCGGACUAUGAAUUGAGAAAUUGCAAUUCUUUGGUUAUGGACAUUGCUUACUUUUUGACAACAAAGAUUAGGGAGAUGGAUUCUGGACGGAAAGAGGACAAAACAAUGCCAAAAGGAGGAUCCAAAUGCUUUAAACAAAGCUUUGUUUUUCUCUUGCUUAUUAUCAGCAGUUUUGUUGUCCCAGUCACAGGAUUCUCACUGAAGUCUUGCCGAAUCAGUUACAAUGUCGCCAUAUGUUCCAGGAACAAACUCAGUACUGUACCUCGAGAUAUUCCCUCAACUGUGACAGGCUUGGACUUGUCUGAAAACAGAUUUGCCAAACUACAAUCAGGAGAUUUCAAAAAUCUAUCAUUUGUGACAGAGUUAGACCUGAGACGCAACUACAUCACGCAGUUAGGCGCAAGGGCCUUCGUCGGUCUGAUUUCCCUCAAGAAGUUAAAUCUAAAUAAUAACAGACUUAGCAAACUUGGAGAUUAUGUUUUUGAUGGGUUGGGCAACCUCACAGAGCUCACAAUGUUUAGAAACCACAUGAAAACGGUGGCGUCCACCUCAUUUAAGUCCUUGACAAGCCUUAGAUUUUUGGAUUUGUCCAACAACAAACUGAGCCACAUGACAAAAGUUCAUUCUAUAAUACAGCAUCUGCCAAAUCUAUGGAAGUUGUUUCUCGAAAACAACAAUAUUGAAAAUUUUCAGUCAUGGGUUCUGACAAACAGCUCGCUAAAACUUGCUUACCUUGAUCUGUCCCAAAAUCCCAUUGAAGUCUUUUGGAUCACUGCCGAUGUUUUCCCAGAUCUCACCUGGUUAAAGAUUGGCGGCGGGUCUAAAAAGCUUCACAUGAAAUGGGACAUUCGUAACGAGACUUUCGUUCGUCAGGUGUCUGCUCUUGAUAUCAGUGAGCUUCAAAUAGAUUCUGAAGACAUGAAAAUGUUACGAGGGAUUUUCAACUCAUCAGUGAUUUCUCUGAAGAUGAAUGCAAUGAGAAGAACACACCUUACAACAAUAGUAAACAUAUCCUGCACCUUCCCAAUGAUCUCCAGGCUCCAACUCAGAAGAAACAACUUCUUCACAGUCAGUGAAAAUUUGCUCCAGUUGUGUGUUAACGUAACAGAUUUAGAUUUAGCAGGUAAUACAAUAAGAACUAUCCAUGAUGACGCCUUCAGAUCUCUACGAGGCUUAAGGAUCUUGAGUCUUACUCAGAACAAGCUCACAUCUGUUCCAACAUCUAUGAGGAACAUACCAACUCUUGUAGAGCUGGAUCUCAGCAAGAACAACAUUACCUCACUUGGUUGUUACGAUUUUGCCAAUCUGACAAAUCUCAGGCAGCUCAGCCUUCAUCAGAAUUUGAUCACAGCUCUACAAGAGUGCGUUUUCAAGGAUUUAACAGGAUUAAGAGUUUUAAAGUUACAGCUCAACGGCCUUUCCAAAUUUAACGGUGCUUUCAAAAGGCACUUGCCGAAUCUUGAACAACUACAUUUGCAUGGAAAUAAAAUCACUGCAAUCCGACGUGGGGAAUUAAAGGGCUUGGAUUUUCUCAAGAACUUGUCGUUGCAACAAAAUCCAAUAAGGACAAUUGAAAAUGGGUCUUUUAUUAAUUUGACAUGCCUUACCGAUAUUGAGCUACAAACAAAUAAUAUUAUAAAAGAUGCAUUACAGAAUGGUGGUUUCAAUGAUUUGGUCAAUUUAAAAAGAUUAAAUUUGGAGGACAAUCACAUUAAAUACACUGAUACUGAACCUCUCUCUCAUCCUCCAUUUUCUCGGCUGUCCAAUCUCGACACAUUAUCUAUUAAUGGACAACACAGCAGGGGGAAGUCCAGGCUACCUUGCAACUUCCUGCAAGGUUUGACUAAUCUGUUGCUUUUCAAUGCCAGGAACAUUCAACUUCUGUCCUUGCACAAAGACACGUUUAUUUACACGCCUCGACUGCGAAAUCUUGACAUUAGCUCGAAUGACCUCAUGAAUCUCGAUGCAGAUCUGUUUUUCCCAAUUCGAAGCCUUUUAAGCCUCUACAUAUCUCGAACAAGUCUUCAGUCUCUAGAUUUCCUUAUAGAGGCCAACCUUACUAAUCUGGAGUUUCUGCAGGGAAGGAAGAAUCAAUAUUCAGUUUUGAGUAAGGAAGUAUUUGAGUCCCUUCCGGCUCUUGAUUACUUGGAUAUUGAAGGAAAUAGUUUCAUCUGUGACUGUGAUAAUGCCUGGUUCCUCGAGUGGGCAGCAAAUAACAAACAAACACAAGUUGCUGACGCCUACAACUUUUCGUGCAACUAUCCUACAGACCUUAAAGGUAUGAAACUAAUGGACCUCGACGUCCAGUCGUGCACAGUGAACGUUGAAUUCAUCUGCUAUAUCUCCACCAUGUGUACGAUCCUCCUGUUCAUGGUGGCGUCCUUCACCUACCAUUUCUUGAGGUGGCAGCUGGCCUACGCCUACUACCUCUUCUUGGCUUUGCUCUUUGACGCAAAGCAUAAAGACAAGCCAGCUCACGAUCAGUAUGACGCCUUCAUCUCGUACAACACCGACGAUGAGCCGUGGGUCAUCAGAGAACUGUUGCCAAAACUGGAAGGGGAGCAGGGUUGGAGAUUGUGUCUGCACCAUCGAGACUUCGAGCCAGGUAAACCCAUCAUAGAGAACAUCACAGAUGCCAUCUAUGGAAGCAGGAAGACCAUCUGUGUGAUCAGUCGCAGAUACCUGGAGAGUGAGUGGUGCUCCAGAGAGAUCCAGGUGGCCAGCUUCCGUCUGUUCGAUGAGAAGAAGGACGUGCUGAUCCUGGUGUUUCUGGAGGACAUUCCCACCUCUCACAUGUCUCCUUACUACCGCAUGAGGAAGCUGUUGAAGAGACAGACCUACUUGAGCUGGCCUCGAGCCGGGGAGCACCCCGAGCUGUUCUGGGAGAAACUUCGCCAGGCUCUGAAGACCACAGACAAUCUUGGUGACGACAGAUUCCACCUCACUGUGAUGGACAGACCAUCGGACUAUGAAUUGAGAAAUUGCAACUCUUUGUUUAUGGACAUUGCUUACUUUUUGACAACAAAGAUUAGGGAGAUGGAUUCUGGACGGAAAGAGGACAAAACAAUGCCAAAAGGAGGAUCCAAAUGCUUUUUACAAAGCUUUAUUUUUCUCUUGCUUAUUAUCAGCAGUUUUGUUGUCCCAGUCACAGGAUUCUCACUGAAGUCUUGCCGAAUCAGUUACAAUGUCGCCAUAUGUUCUGGGAAAAAACUCAGUACUGUACCUCGAGAUAUUCCCUCAACUGUGACAGGCUUGGACUUGUCUGAAAACAGAUUUGCCAAACUACAAUCAGGAGAUUUCAAAAAUCUAUCAUUUGUGACAGAGUUAGACCUGAAACGCAACUCCAUCACGCAGUUAGACGCAAGGGCCUUCGCCGGUCUGAUUUCCCUCAAGAAGUUAAAUCUAAAUAAUAACAGACUUAGCAAACUUGGAGAUUAUGUUUUUGAUGGGUUGGGCAACCUCACAGAGCUCACAAUGUUUAGAAACCACAUGAAAACGGUGGCGUCCACAUCAUUUAAGUCCUUGACAAGCUUGAGAGUUUUGGAUUUGUCCAACAACAAACUGAGCCACAUGACAAAAGUUCAUUCUAUAAUACAGCAUCUGCCAAAUCUAUGGAAGUUGUUACUCGAAAACAACAAUAUUGAAAAAUUUCAGUCGUGGGUUCUGACAAACAGCUCGCUAAAACUUGCUUACCUUGAUCUGUCCCAAAAUCCCAUUGAAGUCUUUCGGAUCACUGCCGAUGUUUUCCCAGAUCUCACCUGGCUAAGGAUUGGCGGCGGGUCUAAAAAGCUUCACAUGAAAUGGGACAUUCGUAACGAGACUUUCGUUCGUCAGGUGUCUGCUCUUGAUAUCAGUGAGCUUCAAUUAGAUUCUGAAGACAUGAAAAUGUUACGAGGGAUUUUCAACUCAUCAGUGAUUUCUCUGAAGAUGAAUGCAAUGAGAAAAACACACCUUACAACAAUAGUAAACAUAUCCUGCACCUUCCCAAUGAUGUCCAGUCUCCAACUCAGAAGAAACAACUUCUUCACAGUCAGUGAAAAUUUGCUCCAGUUGUGUGUUAACGUAACAGAUUUAGAUUUAGCAGGUAAUAAAAUAAGAACUGUCCAUGAUGAAGCCUUCAGAUCUCUACGAGGCUUAAGGAUCUUGAGUCUUACUCAGAACAAGCUCACAUCUGUUCCAACAUCUAUGAGGAACAUACCAACUCUUGUAGAGCUGGAUCUCAGCAAGAACAACAUUACCUCACUUGGUUGUUACGAUUUUGCCAAUCUGACAAAUCUCAGGCAGCUCAGCCUUCAUCAGAAUUUGAUCACAGCUCUACAAGAGUGCGUUUUCAAGGAUUUAACAGGAUUACGAGUUUUAAAGUUACAGCUCAACGGCCUUUCCAAAUUUAACGGUGCUUUCAAAAGGCACUUGCCAAAUCUUGAACAAUUACGUUUGCAUGGAAAUAAAAUCACCACAAUCGGACGUGGGGAAUUAAAGGGCUUGUAUUCUCUCAAGAACUUGUCGUUGCAUGAAAAUCCAAUAAGGACAAUUGAAAAUGGGUCUUUUAUUAAUUUGACAUGCCUUACCGAUAUUCAGCUACAAACAAAUAAUAUUGUAAAAGAUGCAUUACAGAAUGGUGGUUUCAAUGAUUUGGUCAAUUUAAAAAAAUUAAAUUUGGCGGAUAAUCACAUUCAAUACCUUGAAACUGAAGCUCUCUCUCAUCCUCCAUUUUCUCGGCUGUCCAAUCUCGAGACAUUAUCUAUUAAUGCACAACACAGAAGGGGGAAGUCCAGGCUACCUUGCAACUUCCUGCAAGGUUUGACUAAUCUGUUGCUUUUCAAUGCCGGGAACAAUCAACUUCUGUCCUUGCACAAAGACACGUUUAUUUACACGCCUCGACUGCAAACUCUUUACAUUCGCUCGAAUGAGCUCAUGAAUCUCGAUGCAGAUCUGUUUUUCCCAAUACGAAGCCUUUUAAGCCUCUACAUAUCUCGAACAAGUCUUCAGUCUCUAGAUUUCCUCAUAGAGGCCAACCUUACUAAUCUGGAGUUUCUGCAGGGAAGGAAGAAUCAAUAUUCAGUUUUGAGUAAGGAAGUAUUUGAGUCCCUUCCGGCUCUUAAUUACUUGGAUAUUGAAGGAAAUAGUUUCACCUGUGACUGUGAUAAUGCCUGGUUCCUCCAGUGGGCAGCAAAUAACAACCAAACACAAGUUGCUGACGCCUACAACUUUUCGUGCAACUAUCCUACAGACCUUAAAGGUAUGAAACUAAUGGACCUCGACGUCCAGUCGUGCACAGUGAACGUUGAAUUCAUCUGCUAUAUCUCCACCAUGUGUACGAUCCUCCUGUUCAUGGUGGCGUCCUUCACCUACCAUUUCUUGAGGUGGCAGCUGGCCUACGCCUACUACCUCUUCUUGGCUUUGCUCUUUGACGCAAAGCAUAAAGACAAGCCAGCUCACUAUCAGUAUGACGCCUUCAUCUCGUACAACACCGACGAUGAGCCGUGGGUCAUCAGAGAACUGUUGCCAAAACUGGAAGGGGAGCAGGGUUGGAGAUUGUGUCUGCACCAUCGAGACUUCGAGCCAGGUAAACCCAUCAUAGAGAACAUCACAGAUGCCAUCUAUGGAAGCAGGAAGACCAUCUGUGUGAUCAGUCGCAGAUACCUGGAGAGUGAGUGGUGCUCCAGAGAGAUCCAGAUGGCCAGCUUCCGUCUGUUUGAUGAGCAGAAGGACGUGCUGAUCCUGGUGUUUCUGGAGGACAUUCCCACCUCUCACAUGUCUCCUUACUACCGCAUGAGGAAGCUGUUGAAGAGACAGACCUACUUGAGCUGGCCUCGAGCCGGGGAGCACCCCGAGCUGUUCUGGGAGAAACUUCGCCAGGCUCUGAAGACCACAGACAAUCUUGGUGACGACAGAUCCCACCUCACUGUGAUGGACAGACCAUGACGGGGAAGUAUAGUCCUCUCUUUGUGUGUGUGUGUGUGUGUGUGUGUGUGUGUGUGUGUGAGGUUCACAGCCAGUGCACUCCAUUGGAAUCUUCUUGUUGGUUUCCACUACCACAAAAUUUCCAUAAAUAAAACUGUUGGAGGUUGCUGGCUUUGAAUUUUAACACAAACUGGAUCAGCUGGUCUACUGAAAUGGAAAAUCAGCUCGAAUAGUUUCCAUACACCCAAACUGGAAGACCAAGUUAUGACUAAUUACAAGUGAAAUUGUUUUUUUCCAUAAUGAACGUGUGAACUCUGCCUUUGAAUUCUCUAAUGAGGAAAUUAACUGAUGAUGACAUAUAAUAUUAUAAAUAGCAUCCCAUUUGACUCACUCUGUAGUCAGACCGUACACAGUGUCCCAACUUUUUUUGAUAAUCUAGAGUUGUGCAUCUACUCCAUAUUUCUUCUUGAUUUUAUGCAUUCUAAUCGAACUUCUGACCUUUUUUGACUUUAAGAAAGAUGAAAUGUGCAAUGUACUGCAGAUAUGACGUAUAAUUGUGCCAUUUUCUAUAUACAGUACCAGUCAAAUGUGUGUCAUUCAAUGGUUUAUCUUUAUAUUUUGUUGUUUUCAACAUUGUAGAUUAAUACUGGAGGUAUCAAAACUACGGUAGAACACAUGGAAUUAUGUAUUUUUUUAAAAAGUGUUAAACAAACCAGAAUAUGUUUUAUAUUUUAGAUUUUUGUACACUUCUGGCUUUCUCUCAGUCAGCUCCAUGAGCUGCUCAUGUGGAUGGUUUUCAGUUAACAGGUGCACCUUGUCAAGAGUUAGUUUCUUGCCUUCUU
Molecule: messenger RNA, 6951 nt
Organism: Centropristis striata (black sea bass)
Lineage: Eukaryota; Metazoa; Chordata; Actinopteri; Perciformes; Serranidae
Exons: 7
Coding region: 242-6130 (1962 amino acids)
Biological process (GO): inflammatory response; toll-like receptor signaling pathway; immune response
Cellular component (GO): membrane
Molecular function (GO): protein binding; transmembrane signaling receptor activity
Source: RefSeq, a predicted model, not a curated record